UUUUGGUUAGCACGUCGUUGCACAAAAAAUUGAAAGUUUUUAACAAUUUUUGAACUCUUUUCGUGUGUUUUGCUUUAAAGAAAAAGCUGAUAAGAACAAAUACAAGUCUUUUGCAACUCCCGCCGUCGUUCCCUUUGCAAAAGAGGGUCGGAACAGCGGAAGAAACGCAAAAAAAGAGUUGAAAUUGUGUGGUCUUCUCGAGUCGUUCAUCAAUGAGAGGAGAACAAAAGCCUGAUUAGCGUAGCGGAUGCUGCUUAUUUUCGCUGGUGUGGGCGUUCGGACGACGUUGGUGUCAACGGUGGCGGUCAAUUGUUGCAGAUUCUGAGACGAUUCGGCGCGAUUGUCUUUCACUUUCGUUGCCACAAGUGGCGUCACACGUUCUCCCCCACCACCGGAAUUCCGUCGACGGAUCCAAGGACAACCAGGUGUAGGUCGGGUUGUCCGCGGCUAGCAAACGAGACAGCAAAGGCCGCAAACGCACGAUGAUGCACAUGACCUUUUGGUGGGGCUCGAACGUGGGCGAUGUGUUCUUCAGUGGAUUGACGGUUAAUGGUACGGGUGCCAUGGUGGCACUCUGCCUAACGCUCACCCUCCUCUCCGUGGCGUACGAAGCGUUUAAGAUCCAUGGGGCCAAGGUACGGGCGCGAACGGCGCGAGAACGGGUACGGGCGGCUUCGUGUCCACCGAGCGAAAGUGCCACCUUGCUCUCGCUGGAAGGGGCCGGCAGUAGCCACGCCGGACCAUCCCGGAUGGCGGGCGGUGGUCCAAUGUCGAAGAAGAUCGUGCUGCUGCUCUCCGAGGCGAUCGUCUUCCUCUGCCAUAGCGUGCUCGGUUAUGCGCUCAUGCUGACGGUCAUGCUGUACAAUGGGUACCUGUUUGUGGCCGUCGUGGGCGGAAUGGGGCUCGGGUACUUCCUGUUCGGCCAUCUGUCGAUGAAGGUGAACAUGGAGAACUUCCAGGCGCACCAGAACAAAGUGAUCUGUACCUCGCGCUGCCUUCAGCAAGAAUCUGUUAAUCCCUCCGCAUCUACAAGCCUCGAUCACCGUACCAUGCUGCACGACGAUUCGACAGCACACGUUUCCCCGGCAACGGCCUCCGGUUCCAGUGUUCCGGCGAUGACGGUUUGCCACUAGAAGGAAUCUUUCUCUUCCAGCUGCUUAGGAUAACGCACAAACAAACCAUCCACCGAACCCCGCCGAACAGAAAGACGAUAGUACCCAUACCUGGCGGAAUCGCCACCGCCAAAGUGAAGUGAAAACUGUGAUUCUAGGGAGAGACGUCCAAUCAAUCGCCAAACCCGCAUUUUCGGUUUGUGUUUGGUUUUGCCGCGUGCCGAGUUGUGCCAAGAAGCGCGACAAUUUGCUGCGCUCCCAAACGUACGACCCCCCAUUGACAAUAUUCUAAACAUUGAGUGCUAUCCGUACCACGCGUUUUUUUAUAUAGGCGUCCUUUGUCCGCAAUACGCAAUUGUUCCGUUUGUGAUAUUUUGUUUGUUUGACCGACCGGUUUUGUUAGUUUUAUGAAGAAGAACAAAAAAUAUGCGUCUUUUAUUGGUGAAAAAUUUUUAUGCGAUGAGAGAUAUAUAUAUAUACGUAUUGUUUCAAUAAAAACCCUAAAAA
This is a messenger RNA of Anopheles darlingi, 1619 nucleotides long. RefSeq lists its product as uncharacterized. Gene Ontology annotation, molecular function: copper ion transmembrane transporter activity. The record is from RefSeq and is a predicted model, not a curated record. The transcript is spliced from 4 exons. The coding region runs from base 483 to 1133 and encodes 216 amino acids. Gene Ontology annotation, cellular component: plasma membrane. Gene Ontology annotation, biological process: copper ion transmembrane transport; intracellular copper ion homeostasis. NCBI's taxonomy places the organism in Eukaryota, Metazoa, Arthropoda, Insecta, Diptera, Culicidae.